AUGGCGUCCCAAGCUCCCGGAUCCUCAGCGCCCUCUUCAAAUAUCAACUCCCCUCUCCUCCCACCAGGCAAUGGCCCCCUCCUCAGCGGCGCAUUGUCCGACCUGAACAGCCGAUCCUCUCCAGCCCCCGCCAGCAAUGCUUCGGUACAGGGUGGUGAUGCAGCUCGCGCGAAGCGCAACAAGCGAGAUAGUCGCAAAAAACGCGAAGCAAAAGGCCUAGAUCCGGAAAGCGCACCACCGCCCAAGAAACGCGCAACGGCUGCAAGCAUUGCCCGUCCCAGCUCAGAGCUUUCAAUUCUCCGCCCAUUGCUACUUGCCGAGCCCCGGGCAUCAGAUCGGUCACCUCCACAACCGCGCCAAUUCAACCUUGUUACAAGCAAGAGUUCACAGGUCCUGGGACAGACGUGGGAUUUCUACGAGGUUGUCGAUAAACUCACGAACAAGAACGGCUUCCGCUACAGUUACGCGAUCGGUGAUCCGGGCUUCCCCCAUAUCAAGUACCGACAGACCGAUGUCCAACCAUACCACACACGCUUCAGCUUCGAGGACUCUCCCGCUGCGAUUUUCUUCUCGCAGGACGCUAGGGCGGUAACCACAAGUGAUGCAUGGCAUACGGCGCGCGCAAACGUGUGCGCUCGGGAGGGAUCAUAUUAUUACGAGGCGCGGGUCAUCAGUGGCCGAGUGAAUGAUGCACAAGCAGCACCUCAAAAAGGCGGACCCGGCGCAUCCCCUCGUGGGCAUGUCCGACUCGGUUUCGCUCGACGUGAGGCUGAUCUGGAUGUCAACGUGGGUGUCGACUGCUACGGAUAUGGCAUUCGGGACGUGAACGGCGAAGUCGUCAAUCGCAUGCGCUGCGAAUUCUUCUUCCCCAAGGGUGAAGGCAUCAACGAGGGCGAUAUCAUCGGCAUGCUAAUCACCCUUCCCUCUCUCUCACUACACAAGAAAAUCGUCGAAGGCACGUACGACCCCGCUGUAGAUGGCGAUGGAUCCGAGCCAUCAUCCGGGGUCCCUACAGCUGCCAAUAUCAUCCGAGACCGUAUCCCUUUCCACUACAAAUCCGACUUUUGCUGGCAACAGUCCAACGUCUUUUCUACGAAACACCUCCGCGACUACGCCUUCAAUCUGAAAGAAACCCCCACAUUCGGGCCUCCCUCCCCGCUGAACAGUGAAGAUCCCACUCUCCGCACAUUACCCGGUUCCAGCAUAACUAUCUUCAAGAAUGGCGUGAAGAUGGGUACACCCUUCAAAGAGCUGUAUGCUUUCCUACCACCAGCGAGCCGUCUCGCCAACGGCACGAAUAACCUUGGCAUUGGCGAACGCGAGAACGCCGACGACGGCAUGAUCGGCUACUACCCAGCCGUCAGCUGCUACGGCGGCGGCGCCGUCGAGUGCCGCUUCGAAGGCCCAUGGUGGGUAGGACCGCCCGAGCAAAAUGAGCUCGGCGGUCCCGUCCGACCCAUGGGCGAGCGCUUCAACGAUCAAAUCGUCGAGGACGUGGUUGCCGAUAUCGUCGACGAGGUCGAAGCCAUGUUCACCUGGGGCGGUGUCGACGGCGACGUGAUUGGCAAUAAUAAUGCGGAGCUAGACGGUACCGCGUCUAGUGCCAUCGGGGGCACGGAGGUCUUGCAGAAUGGUGUCGGCGCUGCGCUUGCUACGGCCGGUGCGGCGGGGGCUUCUGAUUCUGCUGUGAAUAGUAAUCAAGCCACGCCAGCUGCGAAUCCGGUGCUGGAGGAUGCGAUGAGUGUUGGUACGGCUGGGACACCGAGUCAUGCUGCUGACGCUCCGGCAGGUGCGGAUGAAGAUGUUGAGAUGACUUGA
Messenger RNA from Penicillium cataractarum, 1818 nucleotides. RefSeq names its product SPRY domain-containing protein. Bases 1 to 1818 code for a protein of 605 amino acids. Gene Ontology annotation, cellular component: Set1C/COMPASS complex. Gene Ontology annotation, molecular function: protein binding; transcription cis-regulatory region binding. The transcript has a single exon. The record is from RefSeq and is a predicted model, not a curated record. Lineage: Eukaryota; Fungi; Ascomycota; Eurotiomycetes; Eurotiales; Aspergillaceae.